This is a messenger RNA of Paralichthys olivaceus (Japanese flounder), 3492 nucleotides long. It is a transcript of the gene npepps, whose product is annotated as aminopeptidase puromycin sensitive. Gene Ontology annotation, biological process: proteolysis; peptide catabolic process. Gene Ontology annotation, cellular component: cytoplasm. Gene Ontology annotation, molecular function: zinc ion binding; peptide binding; metalloaminopeptidase activity. The record is from RefSeq and is a predicted model, not a curated record. NCBI's taxonomy places the organism in Eukaryota, Metazoa, Chordata, Actinopteri, Pleuronectiformes, Paralichthyidae.
ACACGCACACACACGCACACACUCAGCAGCGUCUUCGUUAGCGGACAGAUAUCCAGGAACCAUGCCCGAGAGGAGGCCCUUCGUACGGUUACCAACUGACGUCUACCCCGUCAACUACGGCUUGUGUCUGAAGCCCGACCUGAUCGACUUCACCUUCGAGGGGCGGCUGGAGGCGCUGGUGGAGGUUACACAAGCCACAAAUCAGAUUGUGAUGAACUGUGCUGACAUCGACAUCAUCACAGCUUCCUUUGUACCUCAGGGAGGAGAAGAAAUCAAUGCGACGGGAUUCAACUAUCAAAACGAGGAUGAAAAAGUCACCCUAUCAUUUCCUAGCGCUCUACAGAAAGGCUCCGGCAUGUUGAAGAUCGACUUCGUUGGGGAGCUGAAUGACAAAAUGAAAGGAUUCUAUAGAAGUAAAUAUACAACCCCUGCUGGAGACGUCCGCUACGCUGCUGUCACACAGUUUGAGGCUACGGACGCUCGCAGAGCUUUCCCCUGCUGGGACGAGCCAGCUAUCAAAGCCACCUUCGACAUCACUCUGAUAGUUCCCAAGGAGCGAGUAGCCUUGUCAAAUAUGAAUGUCAUUGAUCGAAAGCCAUUUCCAGAGGAUGAAAACCUGGUGGAAGUGAAGUUUGCCACCACACCCAUCAUGUCCACGUACCUUGUAGCUUUUGUCAUUGGUGAAUACGACUAUGUGGAGAGCCAAUCAUCAGACGGUAUAACGGUACGCGUCUACACGCCUGUGGGGAAGGCAGAACAAGGGAAAUUUGCGAUGGAGGUUGCGACUAAGACCUUACCUUUCUACAAAGACUACUUCAAUGUUCCUUAUCCAUUGCCUAAAAUUGAUCUCAUAGCUAUUGCUGAUUUUGCUGCCGGUGCCAUGGAGAACUGGGGCCUUGUUACCUACAGGGAGACGGCGCUGCUAAUCGACCCGAAAAACUCCUGCUCGUCCUCCAGGCAGUGGGUGGCGCUGGUGGUCGGACACGAACUCGCCCACCAGUGGUUUGGCAACUUGGUCACCAUGGAAUGGUGGACCCAUCUGUGGUUAAAUGAAGGAUUCGCGUCCUGGAUUGAGUAUCUGUGUGUGGACCACUGCUUCCCUGAAUACGACAUCUGGACUCAGUUCGUCUCAGCUGAUUACACUCGCGCUCUGGAUCUGGACGCGCUGGACAGCAGCCAUCCCAUAGAGGUGAACGUGGGCCAUCCGUCGGAAGUAGAUGAAAUAUUUGACGCCAUCUCCUACAGCAAAGGAGCGUCUGUGAUCCGCAUGUUACACAACUAUAUUGGAGACGAGGAUUUUAGGAAAGGAAUGAACGCUUAUCUUUUGAAGUUCCAACAUAAAAAUGCAUCGACAGAGGACCUAUGGGACUGUCUGGAACAGGCCAGUGGGAAACCCAUCGCUGCAGUGAUGGGCUCGUGGACCAAGCAGAUGGGCUUCCCUAUUAUUGUGGUGGAACAGGAACAGCAAGGCGACGACCGCAUCCUCAAGUUAUCUCAGAAGAAGUUCUGUGCCAGUGGACCACAUACUGGUGAGGUUUGCCCCAACUGGAUGGUCCCCAUUAGUAUUUGUACCAGCGAGGACCCGACAUGCACCAAGCUCAAGGUUCUGCUGGACAGACCCGAGACGACUGUCACUGUGAGCGGCGUCGCUCCAGACCAGUGGCUCAAGAUCAACCCGGGCACCGUGGGCUUCUAUCGCAUUCAGUACAGCUCAGUCAUGCUGGAGAGUCUGCUGCCGGGCAUCAGAGACCUCAGCCUGCAGCCCGUGGACCGACUCGGCCUCCAGAACGACCUCUUCUCCUUGUCUCGUGCAGGGAUGAUCAGCACAGUCCAGGUGCUGAAGCUGAUGGAAGCAUUCAUCAACGAGCCAAACUACACAGUGUGGAGCGACCUCAGCUGCAACCUGGGAGUUCUGUCGUCGCUGCUUUCCCACACCGACUUCCACGAGGACAUCCAGGAGUUUAUCCGGGACCUCUUCACCCCCAUCGGCCUCGAGCUCGGCUGGGACAGCAAACCAGGAGAAGGUCACCUGGGUGCCCUGUUGAGAGGCCUGGUUCUGGGGAAGCUUGGAAAGGCGGGACACAAACCCACACUGGAGGAGGCCAGACGGAGAUUCAAGGAGCACGUGGAGGGAAGACAGGUCCUGCCUGCAGACCUCAGGAGCCCGGUGUAUCUAACCGUGCUGAAGCACGGGGACAGUGCCACGUUGGACACGAUGCUGAAGCUCCACAAACAGGCUGACAUGCAAGAGGAGAAGAAUCGCAUCGAGCGAGUGCUGGGCGCCAUCUCAGCCCCCGACCUCAUUCAGAAAGUCCUCAGCUUCGCCCUCUCGGAAGAGGUUCGUCCCCAGGACACAGUGUCAGUGAUCGGUGGCGUCGCAGGAAGUAGUAAACAAGGCCGGAAAGCUGCCUGGAAAUUUGUCAAGGACAACUGGGAGGAGCUCUACAAUCGCUACCAGGGCGGCUUCCUCAUAUCACGACUCAUAAAGCUCACGGUCGACGGCUUCGCUAUCGACAAAAUGGCUGCUGAAGUGAAGAGUUUCUUUGAGAGUCACCCGGCGCCGGCGGCUGAGCGUACAGUGCAGCAGUGCUGCGAGAACAUCCUCCUCAACGCCGCCUGGCUGAAGCGCGACACAGACGACAUCCAACAGUAUCUACUGCAGCGCAAAGCCCCCCCCGUCUGAGCCUCCGCCUCUCCGUCGCCUCCUCCUCUAGCCCCCUCUCCCCUCCCUCCAGCGCGGACUUCCCAGCAUCAUAGCUGCCUCUGCCCCACCCCCGUCACCACAGAGCAGAGCGGGAGAGCAGAGCGUUCUUACAGCAGGCUUCAUUUCUCUAAAGAAACUCUAUGAAAUCAACAAGACAAAGCCAAGAAUUUAACAGUGUUGGAAACACGAAGAGACUCUUUUUACGUCAACAAAGCAAAAUCCAUUUUAAACAGACCAGGAAUGUAGUUUUAUCCCCAUUCUGUCCACGAGCAGAUGAGCCGCCAGCGAGUCACGUUAUUAACCCGCAGCUGAGUGAAGUCACAGGAACGGCACCACCCUCGAAAUGAUCGUUAACCCUGCUAACGCUGUCUGCAUCACCUGCCCCGUAUGCACACACCCCCUCCUCCUCCUCCUCCGCAUCAUAGCUGAGAAAACUGUGAACCCCCCCUCUUUCUCCUCACUUUUUUUUUUUUGCUGCUUUGUUUACUUUGUUUUCUCCAAAAACAAAUAAUCUUUCCCUUUUCCGCCCGUCUCCGUUAGUAUCCACACCUUCUCCCUCUCACCCGGGGGCUGUGAUCGGGUGAAGGCAGAGAGCACCUGGACAGAAUGGGGAUAAUAACAGUCGUGUGUGUUGUAGUUUCCAACAGCACUGAUUCUCCAUUGCUAAUAAACGACUAGGACGAGACGAGCAGCGCUAGCAUGGUACUACAUUGUAAACUGUAUAAUGCAAGUUUUUUUUUUGUGGAGAAUGUUCCUUUAAAAGAAUUAAACCGAAAAGUUCAUGAUUA